Messenger RNA from Monopterus albus (swamp eel), 11445 nucleotides. RefSeq names its product furry homolog, like (gene fryl). Gene Ontology annotation, cellular component: site of polarized growth; cell cortex. The record is from RefSeq and is a predicted model, not a curated record. Gene Ontology annotation, biological process: neuron projection development; cell morphogenesis. Lineage: Eukaryota; Metazoa; Chordata; Actinopteri; Synbranchiformes; Synbranchidae.
GCUAGGAGAGAAGAGGAGACGGGAAUAUUGCAGUGCAUUGUUAAGACUUAGUGUUGCUGUUCUGCUGUUGUUUUCCCUCCUGUCCAGAGCAAAAGUUCUCACAAAGUUUUGUUCUUUGCCUUUUUGGAUUUUUCUGCACUGAACUGGGAAUAAGAGACUCUGUGGAUUAGCAAGGGGGCAGUGAGCACAGAGGUGGAAUGUUUCUCUAACUCGUCAGGCUGUGUUCUCUCUCCUCUUCUCCUUGUGCAGUUUUACUCUUCAGCAAACUAGGAAGCAGAGAAAAACUAGCAGCACUUCUCGGAACUCUUUCCUCAGCAGCUGCUCACUGAGUUGUUCGGGAUGCUGCCUUUAACUAACACCUGUGGAGGGUAGUGACGUGAGAGGUAGUGAAGUGUGAGAGGUGUAAAGACUUUUAAUCAUAUUAGGGGUUUGUAUUUUCAUGAAGAGUGGAACAUUAGGUUUUUGUGAAAUGAAAGUGACAGGACGCUUGUAAAAUUUGUGCCUUCUGGUGAAACCAAAUUUUUGGGAGCCGCCAUGCUGAGCCUGCAGGAUUCUGUCUUCUUUGAGAUCAGCAUCAAAUCUUUCCUCAAGUCUUGGAGUAGCAGCUCUUCUGCACCAGCCAGCAGCAGCGUGAGUAAACACCGUGCCCCCUCCUCAGUUACUCCCCUUUUGUGGGAGAAACACAACAUUGCCACCAUGUCGAACAUCAUCGUUGACCCUGAGCUCAAGCCCGGGGAGUUUGUCAUCAAGAGUCUAUUUGCUGAGUUUGCUGUGCUGGCUGAGAAGAAGAUCGAGAUGGUGAUGGCUGAACCACUGGAGAAACCCUUGUCCCGAUCCCUGCAGAGAGGGGAAGAUGCACAAUUUGACCAGUUAAUAAGCUCUAUGAGCUCAAUAGCAGAACACUGUUUGCCCUCCCUACUACGCACACUGCUUGACUGGUACCGGCGUCAGAGUGGCACUGAAGAUGAGUCUUAUGAGUACAGACCUCGCUCCAGCACUAAGUCCAAAGGAGAUGAGCAACACCGGGACAAAGAUUAUCUUCUGGAACGGAGAGACUUAGCCAUAGAUUUCAUUUUUUGUUUAGUUUCAGUGGAAGUUCUAAAACAGAUUCCUCUUCAUCCAGUGCCGGAUGUUUUAGUACAUGAAGUUCUAAACCUGGCAUUCAAGCACUUUAAACACAAAGAGGGGUACUGCGGCCCCAACACCGGCAAUGUACACAUUAUCGCAGACCUGUAUGCUGAGGUCAUUGGAGUUCUUACACAGUCAAAAUUUCAGGCAGUGAGGAAGAAGUUCAUCACAGAACUGAAUGAGCUCAGGCACAAAGAGCAGAGUCCUUAUGUAGUCCAGAGUAUCAUCAGUUUAAUCAUGGGCAUGAAGUUCUUCCGGGUUAAAAUGUAUCCUGUGGAGGAUUUUGAGGCUUCUUUUCAGUUCAUGCAGGAGUGUGCCCAGUAUUUCCUGGAAGUCAAAGAUAAGGACAUAAAGCAUGCUCUAGCAGGCCUUUUUGUUGAGAUCCUCAUCCCUGUUGCAGCUGCGGUGAAAAAUGAAGUCAAUGUGCCGUGCCUGAAGAACUUUGUGGAGAUGCUGUACCAGACGACAUUUGACCUUAGUUCCAGAAAGAAGCACUCUUUGGCACUGUAUCCCCUGGUAACAUGCUUGCUGUGUGUUAGUCAGAAGCCGUUCUUCCUCAACAACUGGCACAUCUUCCUCCAGAACUGCCUCUCACACCUCAAGAACAAAGACCCCAAAAUGUCCCGUGUAGCGCUGGAGUCACUUUACAGACUGCUAUGGGUCUAUAUCAUCAGGAUCAAGUGUGAGAGUAAUACAGUCACACAGAGUCGAUUGCUCAGCAUCAUUUCAGCACUUUUCCCCAAAGGCUCCCGCAGUGUGGUGCCCAGGGACACGCCCCUCAACAUCUUUGUCAAGAUCAUCCAGUUCAUAGCUCAGGAAAGACUCGACUUUGCUAUGAAAGAGAUCAUCUAUGACCUCCUGUGUGUGGGCAAGUCUCACAAAACCUUUACCAUCAAUCCAGAGAGGAUGAAUAUCGGUUUGCGAGCCUUCUUGGUGAUUGCUGACAGCCUACAGCAGAAAGAUGGGGAGCCUCCCAUGCCUACUACAGGGAUCAUCAUGCCCUCUGGCAACACCCUGCGUGUCAAAAAGAUCUUCCUCAACACCACCCUCACUGAUGAAGAAGCAAGGGUCAUAGGGAUGUCACUGUACUACCCACAAGUAAGAAAGGCCUUAGAUAACAUCCUGCGACACCUGGACAAGGAAGUGGGACGCUCCAUGAGCAUGACCAGUGUACAGAUGUCCAACAAGGAGCCUGAGGACAUGAUCACGGGAGAGAGGAAACCAAAGAUCGAUCUGUUUCGUACGUGUGUGGCCGCCAUCCCUAGAUUGAUACCAGAUGGCAUGAGCAGACAAGAUCUAAUAGAGCUCCUAGCCAAACUGACCAUUCAUAUGGAUGAGGAGCUACGUGGCCUGGCCUUUACUACUCUUCAGGCCCUGAUGAUGGAUUUCCCAGAGUGGCGAGAGGAUGUACUUUCAGGCUUUGUCUACUUCAUUGUUCGAGAGGUGACUGAUGUCCAUCCCACUUUGUUGGACAAUGCUGUCAAGAUGCUACUGCAGCUUAUCAGCCAGUGGAAGCAGGCAGUGCAGAGCAGCCAUAAGAGCCAUGAUGCACAGGAUGCCAGCAGUGGUCAUUCUCUGUCCCUGGAGCGUAAUCCUCCAUUAGGUGUGCUGCAUGUGGUGGAGGGUUUAGCACUGGUGGUACUUUGUAGCUGCCGCCCUGCCACCCGUAGGCUGGCUGUUAAUGUCCUCAAAGAGGUCCGUGCACUGCACUCUGCACUGGGCAUUGGCAAGGGGGAUGAGGAAUUGGCCAUUGACAUAAUGGACAAAUUAAGUGCGUCAGUGUUGGAGAGUUUCAUUCAUCUUACAGGGGCUGACCAGACCAGCCUCCUGUAUUGUCCCAGUGGGAUUGAUCUUCAGACACUAGCUGAGUGGAGUGCAUCACCCAUCAGCCACCAGUUUGAUGUGGUUAGCCCUUCACACAUCUGGGUGUUUGCCCACGUUACUCAGGGCCAGGACCCUUGGGUCAUCAGCUUGUCCUGCUACUUGCGGCAGGAGCACCUGCCCAAACAUUGCCCCACUGCCCUCAACUAUGCCUGGAUGUUUGCCUACACCCGUCUGCAGCUGCUGUCUCCACAAGUUGACAUCAAUAGCCCCAUCAAUGCCAAAAAGGUGAACAGUCUGAGCAGCAGUGACUCCUAUAUUGGCCUUUGGAGGAACUACCUGAUUCUCUGCUGCAGCUCCGCCUCUUCCUCCAUGUGUUCAUCAUCCUCCACCUCUGGCUCCGUCCGCUGCUCCCCACCUGAGACACUGGCAUCCACGCCAGACAGUGGCUACAGUUAUGAUUCAAAGAUUGUUGGCACUCCGUCCCCCUCCUCCCUCUUCAAACACAUUGUUCCAAUGAUGCGCUCUGAGAGCAUGGACAUCACAGAGUCUCUUGUGUUGGGGCUUGGCAGGACCAACCCCAUAGUUUUCAGAGACUUGAUGGAGGAGCUAAAUCCCAUCAUCAAAGAAGCUUUAGAAAGGAGACCUGAAAACAUGAAGCGACGCAGGCGUCGUGACAUCCUCAGGGUCCAGCUGGUCCGGAUAUUUGAGCUGCUGGCUGAUGCUGGUGUCAUCAGUCAGAUAGCCAGUGGAGGGUUAGAUGGAGAGAGCCAUUCUCUGAACAGCACACUGCUGGAGUAUGUUGAUCUGACCAGGCAACUGCUGGAGGCUGAAAAUGACAAGGACUCGGACACACUGAAGGACAUUCGCUGCCACUUCAGUGCACUCGUGGCAAAUAUCAUACAGAAUGUCCCAGUUCACCAGAGGAGGAGCAUCUUCCCCCAGCAGUCACUGAGACACAGUCUGUUCAUGCUGUUCAGUCACUGGGCUGGGCCCUUCAGCAUCAUGUUUACUCCCCUGGACCGCUACAGUGACAGAAAUAUGCAGAUCAAUCGCCAUCAGUACUGUGCGCUAAAGGCCAUGUCUGCUGUUUUGUGUUGUGGCCCUGUAGCUGACAAUGUUGGCCUCUCCUCUGAUGGCUACUUGUACAAGUGGCUGGAUAACAUCCUGGAUUCUCAGGACAAAAAGGUUCACCAGCUUGGUUGUGAGGCUGUGAUGCUGCUGCUGGAGUUAAAUCCAGAUCAGAGUAACCUCAUGUUUUGGGCUGUGGACCGCUGCUACACCGGCUCCCGUCGUGUGGCUGCGGGCUGCUUCAGGGCCAUUGCCAAUGUCUUUCACAACAGGGAUUACCAAUUUGACACUGUGGUGCUGCUGAAUCUGUUCAAGGCGGCUGAUUCUUCCAGGGACAUCUAUGAAGUGGCCAUGCAACUGUUACAGAUCCUGGAGCCCAAGCUCUUCCGUUACGCCCACAAGUUGGAAAUCCAGCGAACAGAUGGCAUCUUGACCCCUCCCUCACCUCUACCACAUCUCUACUCUGUGUCUUACUACCAGCUGUCUGAGGAGCUUGCAAGGACGUACCCAGAGCUCACUCUGCCCAUCUUCUCAGAGGUGAGCCAGCGUAUCCAGACAGCUUAUCCUGGUGGUCGUCAAGUGAUGUUGCACUACCUCCUGCCUUGGAUGAACAAUGUGGAGCUGGUGGACUUCAAACCGACUGCACGGCGACAAGAAGAUUGCGGCAGUGGUGAGGAUGACGAGGAUGUAAAGGACCAGGAGCUCAUGAUGGUCAACAGCCGGCGCUGGCUCCGUGGGGAGGGCUGGGGCUCCCCUCAUGCGACAGCCAUGGUGCUAAACAACCUCAUGUUUAUGACCGCUAAGUAUGGGGAUGAGUUUGCUUGGUCAGAGAUAGAGAAUGUAUGGACAACAUUAGCAGACAGCUGGCCAAAGAACCUCAAAAUCAUUCUACACUUCCUCAUCAGUAUGUCAGGAGUCAACAGUGACCCCAGCCUCUUGCCCUAUGUGAAACGAGUGGUUGUUUACCUGGGCAGAGAUAAGACUAUGCAGCUGCUGGAGGAGUUGAUGUGUGAGCUUGAACUGACUGAUCCUGUUAGCUCAGCUGUCACUCAUAUGGACAACCCCCCCUACUAUCGCAUAACCUCCAGUUACAAGAUCCCCUCAGUCACCUCAGGAACAACCUCCAGCAGCAAUACCAUGGUGCCAGGGAAUGAUGGUCAUCAUGAUGGCAAGAUCAAAGACUCGAACAUGGAGGAAAGCUACACCCACCUGGACAUCUACAGUGGGCUGAACAGUAACCUGAACUGCCAGCACCACCGUCUAGAAUCUCGUUACAGCAGCAGCUCUGGAGGCUCCUACGAAGAAGAGAAGGGUGACUCUAUGCCACUUUAUGCUAACUGGCGUUUGAAAGUGAUGGAUCACGACCGGCCAGAGCCUCUUCCAUUCCCUCCAACAGGAGGCUGUUGGUCGCCAUUGGUGGACUAUUUGCCAGAGACCACUGCCCCUGCUGUGCCGCUCCACAGAUGCAACAUUGCAGUCAUCCUACUGACAGAUCUCAUUGUGGACCAUGGGGUCAAAGUGGAGUGGAGUGCCUACCUGCACCUCUUGCUACAUGCUAUUUUCAUUGGGUUUGAUCACCAGCACCCGGAGGUCUAUGAGCACUGCAAACGUUUGCUGCUUCAUCUGCUUGUUGUCCAGGGAGCAAAUAAUGGUGUCCAGUCUGUGGCUAUGGUGCUUUUACGCAACAGAGACUACAAUGAUCCAAGGGUCCUGACUGUGAAGCCUGUUGUUUCAGAGUUCAACCUCACAGGAGUUAAAGAGUUUCUGCCAGAUUGUCAGCCAUCACCUGUGACAGACUCCGGCCUCAGCUCGAGCUCCACAUCCUCCAGUAUCAGUCUUGGGGCAGGGGGGAGUGUGUUGUCGCACCUCUCUCCUACUCUCCUCAGUGAGAUAGAUGUCACUGUUGAACAGGACGAGAAGGCCAAAGCUCUCAUUGAGUUCAUUAUGACAAGGAAGCGGGGGCCGCUCUGGAACCAUGAAGACGUGUCGCCAAAAACCCCCAAAAUUAAGAGCGCUGAUCAGCUGAGUGGUUUUGUCAGACAUGUAGUGAAUGUCUUCAGGUGUUCCCAGACAGGUUUUCAGCUGGAGUCGAUGCUGAGUGAAGUAGCUCUGCGGACAGCUCUGUCUUGUUGUUGUCGCCACUAUGCUGGGCGCUCAUUCCAGAUUUUUAGGGCACUCAACCAACCUCUGACUCUUGGCACGCUGUCUGAUAUUCUGUCUCGACUAGUAGAGACCAUAGGAGACCCAGGAGAGGAGGCUCAGGGCUUUGUUAUUGAACUGCUCCUGACACUGGAGUCAGGCAUUGACACGUUAUCAGACACAGUCAAAAACUAUGACCUCCUCACUGCCUUAGCACAAACCUCUCGUGAUCAUUUGUUGGGGCCUAAGUUUGCUGCCAACAGGAAAAGCACAGGCCAGUUGAACUUGAACGGUGGUGGUCCGUUUCAUUACGUCCAUGCUCGCAGCAACUCUCUGCGUGCCAGCCUGAUGGGUGAACGAAAAGCUGACAGGCGUAGGAGUAACACCUUAGAUGUAGCAGACCGCCUUGGUGGUAGCCAUGGAAACCUGGCUCGCACACGGAGCUUAUCAUCACUCGGUGGAGGAGGGGGUCCAGGGGGAGAAGCCAUCCCCCCAGUGGACCCUUCAAAUCUGAUGGCCACUGUGUUCUGGAUCGCCGCCUCACUGCUUGAGUCGGACUACGAGUUUGAGUACCUGCUGGCGCUGCGGCUGCUGAACAAGCUGCUGGGCCAGUUACCGUUGGAUCGUGCAGACAGCAGAGAACGUCUGGGCCAGUUACCGUUGGAUCGUGCAGACAGCAGAGAACGUCUGGAGAAAGUCCAGGCCAAGCUGAAGUGGUACAGCUUCCCAGGCCUGUUGCAGCUCUUUCUGAAGGGCUUCACCUCGGCUUCUACUCAGGAGCUCACUAUUCACCUGCUCAGCAAACUCAUCAGUGUAUCCAGACAUACACUGGUAGACCCUUCACAAGUGGCAGGUUUUCCUUUGAAUGUCCUGUGCCUCCUACCGCACCUUAUCCAUCACUUUGACAGCCCUACUCCAUUCUGUAAGGAGACAGCCGAUAAGAUAGCUAAGGUGUGCACAGAUGAGAAGUCAGCCACGCUCUCCAACCUGGCUCACAUGAUGAGCCUGUACAGCACACACAGCUAUUCCCGUGACUGCACCAACUGGAUCAAUGUGGUCUGUCGCUACCUCCACGAUGCCUUCGCUGAGAUAACCUUGAACCUGGUCACUUACUUGGCUGAGUUGCUGGAAAAGGGCCUUCCCAGCAUGCAGCAGUCCUUGUUGCAGAUCAUCUACAGCCUGCUGAGUCACAUUGACCUAUCAGCAGCCCCUGUCAAGCAGUUCAACCUGGAGAUCAUGAAGAUCAUUGGCAAAUAUGUUCAGAGCCCACAUUGGAAAGAGGCCCAAAACAUUCUGAAGCUGGUAGUGUCUCGCUCAGCCAGCCUUGUUGUCCCGGAUGAUGUGCAGCGCUCUUACAGCACAGAGUCAUGUGGCUCUCCAGAGAUUGCCUUUACACGGAUAUUCAACAACUCCUCCAAGGAGCUGCCUGGCAAGACUCUGGAUUUCCACUUUGACAUCUCAGAGACCCCUAUUAUAGGGCACAAAUAUGGUGAUCAGCGUACUGCAGCAGGUCGGAAUGGAAAGCCACAGGUGAUUGCUGUGACUAGGAGUACAUCCUCUACAUCGUCCGGCUCCAACUCCAAUGGGCUGGUGCCAGUAAGCUGGAAGAGGCCUCAACUCUCUCAGAGAAGAACCAGAGAGAGGCUGAUGAAUGUUCUGUCUUUAUGUGGCCCAGAGACUGGCAUUCCCAAAAAUCCAUCUGUGGUAUUCUCAUCCAGUGAGGAUCUGGACUCUGCAGACCAACAGACCAGUCUCAUACCCACAGUGGAGGAGGUGGUCAGAGAGGAGGAGAUGCAGGGAGAAGAUACAGGCAGUGAGCAGCAGUUUGGUGUCUUUAAGGACUUUGACUUCUUAGAUGUGGAGCUGGAGGAUGCUGAGGGGGAGAGCAUGGAUAACUUCAACUGGGGGGUGCGUCGUCGCUCCCUGGAGAGCAUGGACAAAGGGGACACACCGUCUUUGCAGGAGUGUCAGUACACAGGCAGCACACCAAGCCUCAACCUCACCAAUCAUGAGGACACGGAUGAAUCAUCUGAAGAGGAGGUACUGAGCGCUAGCCAGAUUCUCAACCGCUCUGGCCUUCUCAACAGUGACUUUGCUACAGAUGAUGCAGCUUCCAACCAUGUGGAUUCUUUGCAACAGUCUCAAGAAUCCUCCAGCAGUGCUCUGGCUGAGGAGGCAACUGUCCUGCCCUCACUACCUUCUCUUCCCCGAUUGGAUAGCCCCACUUUGGAGAUGGCCCACUCAGACAGCACCAGCAGCCAGCUGCCUGAGGAUGCUGUAAGCAUGAUGGCAGCAGACGAGCUGAGCAGCAGUGUGAGUGAGGACACAGGGUUUUGCAGUGCCCCCCCCAUGCCCUCUGACCCGCCAGAUCUCUGUGACCUCGCAGACUCACAGGACCCUCAAGAUUCUCAGGAUCCUCGGGAAGACCUGGAGCCAGCCCCCCCUCCCCUGCUGGUCAUAGAGACGCCACCAGGGUCCCUCUGUGAGGAGGAAUCCCAUAUAGUCAUGCCUCUAUCUCUGCCCCUGCCCAUGCCACCAGAGGCAAAGCCAGAGCCAGACCCAGACAGCACCUGUGACUCUAUGUGGGAAGAAGAUGUGACACAAGCCCUGAAGGAGCUGGAUGAGCGCUGUGUGGAGGAGGAGGCUGAAUUCUCUGGCAUGUCCAGUCAGGAUGAAGGUGACGCAGACUGCUUCCCAGAGAUUCAGGCCUCUCCGCCCCCUUCACCCUUCCUCUCUGCCAUCCUGGCAGCAUUCCAGCCUGUUGUCUAUAACAGUGAGGAAGAUGCUUGGCGUUGCCAUGUCAACCAGAUGUUGUCAGAUACAGAUGGCUCCUCUGCUGUUUACACGUUCCACGUGUUCUCUCGACUCUUUCAGAGCAUUCAGAGGAAAUUUGGCACCAUUACACAUGCAUCUGUUCACUUUCUUGGGGAAAGGCUCCAGCGAAUGGGUAAUCAGUUCCUCAGCUCCCUGGAAGUCAUGACAUCUUGCUCCCAGUGCCCCACUGUGCUGCUGGAUGCAGAGACGCUGGUCUCUUGUGGACUGUUGGAGACUCUGAAGUUUAGUGUGCUGGAGUUGCAGGAACAUCUGGACACUUACAAUGCCAAGAGAGAAGCAGCGGAGCUCUGGCUGGAGAACUGUAGGAAGACAUUUGGGGACAAAGACGGCAACCAGCAACCUAACACUCAUACACAGCAAAUGGAAAAUCUAGCAGAGCUGGAGUUGUGUCGCAGGCUCUACAAGUUGCACUUUCAGCUGCUGCUGCUCUUCCAGGCCUAUUGCAAGCUCAUCAGCCGGGUGGACACCAUCAAGAGAGAGGCAGAGGUGACCAACAUGUCUGAAGAACUCAGUAUCCUCGAGAGCUGUCUGAAGGAGGCAGAGAUAGGAACGGAUGGUCAGGAGGAUGUGUGUAUGUCAGACACCGCCCAGACCAACACAGAGACAGCCAUCCACUCACUGAUUGAGACUCUGAGAGCCAGAGACUUCAGCUCUGCCCUCACACAGGUCAAACUGUUUAGGUCUUUGUGGCCCAACGACAUCUUUGGCAAUGAGACAGACGAUGCAGUCCAGACCCUUCUGCACAUCUACUUCCGUCACCAGACGUUGGGUCAGACAGGCUGCCUGGCAGUAGUUGGCCCCAGCAGGGAUCUGUCGCAGGCUAGUGCCCGCCUCAUGGAGCUCAACCUGCAGAUCCGCGAGGCUCUGAGUCAGGCGCAGGCCUGCCAGCCCCACACCACCAUGAUCAGCACUGGACUGUGAGCCUGUGUACUGCAGACUGCAAGCCUGGACUAGACAGGACAAAAAACAAAAAUCCCUCCUUCCCCCUGCUCUAUACAGACCUCAUGUCAGCUGCAGAGAGAAGGUAGACAGCGAUGGCUUCAGAGGACGACGAGACGGACUCCACCUUAAAGGGCUAAAGGAUGCGUGGGAAUAACUGUGACUCAUAACAUAUUGUUACAAGUAUGAAUGCUUAAAAUUAAUAUCUUUUCCCAGACUAAGCCAACUUGCAGAAUUCAGUUGCAAUAAGUUGUGGUGGUGUGCCUGGGAAGGAAUAAGUGAGGAAGCAAUGGAAUGACAACUUCUUUUUUCUUUUGUUUUUUUUUGCUGGAUCUGACCUGAUGGGCCGGUCGUUCUGACCGGUGGCGGCUUCAGGGCCUGGGCUGGAAAACUGUGUUGCUGUGGGGUGAAGCAUGUAAGACAGUCCAGAGGAAGUGUCAUAUGUGUGUGGACACACCAUCAGGAUUCAUAAGCAGACAGAUAAAGGUUUUCAGAAGCAUGCUUGGAAGAGAAAAGCACUGCAAGAAUAUUUUUUGAGAGAUGUAUUUUUUAUUAGAGCUAACAUCCUAGGUUGUAAAUGUUAGGAUAUUUAACAUGUAAUUGUAACCCUGUGGGACACAUUUGCCUUUAAAGAGUGUAAAAAGAGAAAUAUGUUUAUUGAUCUGCUUUGAGAGGAGAGUCCCCUUCAACAGGUCUUCAUGCAAAACUCGCUAACCAAAUGAGUAGCUGCCUUUAGAGACUGGGUGUGUUAUAUAUUGAUACUCGGGUAUACACCCACAUAAAAUGCAUAUAGUUGCACUCAAGUGCAGACUGGCUACAACUCAUUAUGGAAACAUAACUUAUUUUACUCUGUAUAUAUUUUAGCAACUGUAUAGUGUAAAACCAGUAUUUUUCCCUUGUACUUUUGUGUAAUGCACUGUUCAUCUGAAUAGGAUGUAUGUAUAAAGCUAAUGUGAUGAGAAAGCCAAGACCAGAUGUGAGUCAAUCUGCUCCACCUCAGUCAUCCAAUCAUGCAAACUAGCAGGCUUCAUAAAGGCUGCCCUGGUUGGUUGUUGGGACCAGGGCUCAUGGAACAAGCCACCUUGAUGGUGGUGGCCUGAGAUCAGAUGUAGCUUCCCUCUCCUGUUGGACCGCACCAAUCCAGCCAAGCAUUUUCUCCAAUGAUUUUUUUUUUUUUUGAUCAGCCCCCCACUUCAAGCCUUGAAGUUAAAAUUUGCAUUAGUCCAUGUAGGUUGAUCACAUUUUGGGUUUUCAGAGGACAUGGCUGACACUGUGCCAUACUUUCAGAUUGGCUCUACUUGCUGCUGUACCUGCAGGACAUAUUACCUGAAGGCUUUUUGGAGCUUUGGUCAUGGCACAUUAACUGUACUCAUUCCUGAGCUUCUCCUCCCAUGCUGGUCUGGUACAGUUGAAUACUAUUAAUGUAGUUACGUGGAAGAUGUUUGAGGUGCAUUAUACUUUGGUUCAUUCACAUACCAGCCUUCUCUCAAUGAAUAAAGCCCAACUACACAG